Molecule: messenger RNA, 805 nt
Organism: Acomys russatus (golden spiny mouse)
Lineage: Eukaryota; Metazoa; Chordata; Mammalia; Rodentia; Muridae
Gene: Rab15
Product: RAB15, member RAS oncogene family
Exons: 7
Coding region: 149-787 (212 amino acids)
Biological process (GO): Rab protein signal transduction
Molecular function (GO): GTP binding; GTPase activity
Source: RefSeq, a predicted model, not a curated record
GCGUGCGGGCGAGGCCAGCGCGGGGGCCGGGCCGCUUCCUUCACGCCGCCGCGGCGUCCUGGGGCGGGCUCCGGCAGCGAUGGCAGAGGCUGAGCGGGGCUGAGCCGGCAGCCGCCCGCAGCCCCCGGGGCCCCCUUGAGUCCCUGCCAUGGCGAAACAGUACGAUGUGCUGUUCCGGCUACUGCUGAUUGGGGACUCCGGGGUGGGCAAGACCUGCCUGCUGUGCCGCUUCACCGACAACGAGUUCCACUCCUCGCAUAUCUCCACCAUCGGUGUUGACUUUAAGAUGAAGACCAUCGAAGUAGAUGGCAUCAAAGUGCGGAUACAGAUCUGGGACACAGCAGGACAGGAGAGGUACCAGACCAUCACGAAGCAGUACUAUCGGAGGGCCCAGGGAAUAUUUUUAGUCUACGACAUUAGCAGUGAGCGCUCUUACCAACACAUCAUGAAGUGGGUCAGUGACGUGGAUGAGUAUGCGCCGGAAGGAGUCCAGAAGAUCCUCAUAGGGAACAAGGCUGAUGAAGAGCAGAAGCGGCAGGUGGGGAGAGAGCAGGGCCAGCAGCUGGCUAAGGAGUAUGGCAUGGACUUCUAUGAAACAAGUGCCUGCACCAACCUCAACAUUAAAGAGUCCUUCACUCGUCUGACGGAGCUGGUGCUGCAGGCUCACAGGAAAGAGCUGGACGGUCUCCGAACACGCGCCAGCACUGAGUUAGCGCUGGCUGAGCUGGAGGAAGAGGAAGGCAAACCUGAGGGCCCAGCAAAUUCUUCAAAGACCUGCUGGUGCUGAGGGGCCUGUGUGGAAUCC